Molecule: messenger RNA, 4647 nt
Organism: Gasterosteus aculeatus aculeatus (three-spined stickleback)
Lineage: Eukaryota; Metazoa; Chordata; Actinopteri; Perciformes; Gasterosteidae
Gene: tmem245
Product: transmembrane protein 245
Source: RefSeq, a predicted model, not a curated record
UGUAAUAUAUAGCAUAAGAUGACGCAGCAGAAAGGUUGGUAUUUGGAAGUGGGCGAUUUAAAAAUACAUGGAGAGAGCGUGGUAUGGAAAUAUUUAAUGAAAAUGUCAGAGGUUCCACAAAGAGGUGGAAGUUAGUCUCAUAGUGAAUGAUGAAUGAGGUCAUAAAGAAAUGAAAUGACUUUUAAGGUUUUGAAUAGUACAAAAUAAUUCAAGCAGUAGUAGAAAGAAAAGCCAGAAUAUAAUAUUGGAGGCAUUGUUGCCAAUAUUGUAAAAUUGCAGACUGUUAGCUGAUGAUGAUGAUGAAACAUGGCAGAUUUAUUAUUCAUCUUUUAUUCAGGUCAGAUGAUGGUUUAGGUGUAAGUGAAGCAAACAAAUAAUGGUUUAUAAGAGAUGAAGAUGCUCCAUCCACUACGGCGGAAGGUGAACGGUUAUGAGAUUAUAUGUGAGGCGGAACACUGUCAACAACAUUUUUCUUUAUUUUGUCAGAAGAACGAUUUACUGAGAAAAGUUUUUAAAAAAUGGAGCGAGGGGGAGUGGAGAGGAAAUACUAUACGAAACACAUCCUAUUAAACAAUGCUGGAACCUUCACUUUACAGUAAUUCGGGUCAACAAGACUAAUGAAAAUAAUUGGAUAAUUUUUCCAUAAUUAUUUGGUUCCAUUUGUUUGCUCAGUAGCUUUGCUGCUAAAAUUAGAUUCCGGACGUCUCCUCCACUCUCCAGAUGACUUGGUGGCAGUAAAGCACCACAAACCGUUUAACUGACCGCCAUUAAAAAAAAACAAAAAAAAAACAGUAGAAGAAGAAAGUGGCAAAAACACCGGGGCGGAAUCAACAUGGCAGACGAGGAGCAACCGACGCCGCAGCCCGCUCGCGCCUCUCCCACCAAGCGGCCUCGCUCCGUCUUUUUCCCCGAGGGCGCGCAGCCGGCCGUCGGCAUGGUGAGCCAGCUGCUCGGGCAGCCGUCGUCGCUGAAGUUCGACAAAAACAUCAAGCAGGCCUUCUACAACACGGGGGCCAUGAUCUUCGUGGCGAUCUGCUGCGGAGCCUCGGUCCUGGUCUACUUCAUCCUGGAGGCCUUCCUGCGCCCGCUGCUCUGGGCGGUGCUCUGCGGCACCUUCCUGCACCCGUUCAAGCACUCGCUGGCCCGGCUCGGCCGCUCGUGGCUCAACGGCCUGCAGGACACCGGCACCCCCAUCGUGGUGGGGACCCUGCUGGUGCCCGUGUGGUGCCUGAACCACGGGGUGGAGGCGAUGGGGAGGGUGGUGCUCGAGAGGCUCACGCCGCUGCUGGUCAUCGGGGCCGGGGCGCCGCUGGUCUACUUCCUCUACCUGUUCUGGAGCGCCGUCGGCAUGCAGGUGAUCCUCGGGCACGUCUGCGGGAUCAUCGGGGCCGCGCUGGACUACUUCCACACCGUGUGGGUGUGCACGCUGGUGGUUGGCUACCUGUUGCUAGUCUGUUUCAGGUGGGGCCCUCACACUGAGCACUACCUGAGGGCCGUGGCUCUUCCCGUCUGGGCCAUUUUUCUCUUCUACGUUGUGUCUCUGACCGGCUCGUGGAGAGUUCCCUUUUUUGUGGUUGUGGUCGUUCUCAUCAUUGUGGGCUCCCAAGAGAAACCACCUGAUCCCGGCAGAGGAGAGCUGUCGGGGCAGGUUUUGUCUUUUGCUGCUAAUACUUUUUACAUGGCGAUCUCGUGUAGCAACCUCCAGAUGAAAACUGGGCCGAGUGAAACCUCGACUCCAGGCGGCGCGCCGUCCGCGGGCCCCCUUCCCGCCACGCCCGGGCUCCCCCGCGGCUUUCGCUCGCUGCCAACCGGCCUCUUCCAGAACGAGAAGAGCGCCCAGCGAGCCAGCGACAUCUACUUCAUUCUACUCCUGUGGGCCAUUGUACUGGUUCAAGUCUGGCUCAACCUCUGGAUCCUCCAGCUGCUGCCUAUCCCCGUGGCCGUGUGGGUGCUGAAGAAGCUGGUGGUCCGCUUCGGCCUGAAGGGCUUCGCGGAGCGGACCGUGGUGUCCUGGUGGGCCGUGCUGGAGAAGCUCGGACGUGAGCGAGAGGGGGCCCUGCUGCCCGGGCCGAUCAAAGGCUUGGCUCAGUUCCUGCUGCGUAUCGACACGAAGCUCUGGCAUUGGCUUAACAAGCAGAUGAUUGUGUGGUUGGAGCGAUCUCUGGAUAAAAUCAUCAGCAUCUUCAUCAUCUUCCUCCUGGUCACGGGGACCCUGCUCAUGGCUCUGCUGCUCACCGCUAUGGUUCACCACGAAAGUGUUCACAUCAUCGACGUAACCAGCAACCUCAUCAACGAGACCGUGUCCAACCACCCGGAAUGGGCAAAUUGGCUUCCUGAGGCUCGUGUGGUGCAGAAGGCUCUCAAUUCAGCUGCUACGAACGUUCAUCAACACGGUAGAGAGUGGAUAACACAAAAGCUCCAAAAGAUGUUGGGGGAUAAGGUGAACAACACAGCUGUGAUCGAGAAACAGGUGUUGGAGCUCUGGGACCGAUUAUACCACUCCUGGUUUGUGAAGAACAUGACUCACCCUGGACGGCUGCGCGGCCAGAAGAUGAUGGUGCAGAGGGGAAACAGCUGGCUGGGCGAAAUCCUUGACUGGAAGGACAUUGCUUCCUUCCUGCAGGAGAAUAUUCAGACUCUGCUGUCCAUCGUGGAGUCCUUGUGGGUGGUAAUGAGUAGAAAUGUGGGCCUGCUCAUCUCCACCACGACGACUCUCCUCACCGUCUUGUUCCACAGCGGCACAGCGCUGCUCAACUUUGUCCUGAGUCUGGUCAUUUUCCUCACCACUCUCUUCUACCUGUUGAGCUCCAGUGGUGAAUAUUACAAGCCUGUUAAGUGGGUGAUCAGCUUGACGCCCCUCUCCCAGCCUGGACCCUCCUCAAAUAUCAUCGGCCAGUCCGUGGAAGAAGCCAUCAGAGGAGUGUUUGACGCCUCUCUGAAAAUGGCCGGUUUCUACGGCUUCUACACCUGGCUCACUCACACCAUGUUUGGCAUCAGCAUAGUCUUCAUUCCUUCUGCUCUGGCCUCCAUCUUGGGCGCGGUACCGUUCCUGGGAACCUACUGGGCCGCCGUGCCGGCGGUGUGUGACCUGUGGUUGGUGCAGGGCGAAGGUGUCAAGGCCCUGCUGCUGCUGAUCUGCCACCUGCUGCCAACGUACUUUGUAGAUACAGCGAUCUACUCUGACAUAUCCGGGGGUGGACACCCGUAUCUGACGGGCCUGGCGGUGGCGGGCGGCGCAUACUAUCUAGGUCUGGAGGGCGCCAUCAUCGGGCCCAUCCUCCUCUGCAUUCUGGUAGUUGCAGCCAACAUCUACAGUGCCAUGCUGAUGAGCCCCAGCUCUGCAGCGCCGACCCCGGUGCACUCCACCUGGCCGCUCAACCAAAUCAGGACCCUCAACGACUCCACCCCCACUGUCCUGAAAAAGAGUGGUGAGUGAGAGCUUAUUGGCUGUUUCCUCACGAGGAAGUGAUCCCCAUCCCCCGAAGCCCCGCCCUGCGCCACCCGGCUCUACAGAGCUCUGCGCCUAGACAGAGAAGAGACGACGACGACGACGACGGCGGCGCGGCUUCGUCCCCCGUGACGCUGUACGAUGGCCAGAGCGGUUUGUCUGAGCGGCUUGGCUGCAGCGCCCCUCAUUCAGGACCCUAAAUGGGCCGCGGCGAGUGUUCAUCCCGACCCCUGACACAGACCGCUGAUAUUACAACAAAGCAAGACCGUGAUGAGUGACGGAGAUGUGGAGGCCGAGCACAUUAUCCCUCAGAACUCUAGCGCCUGAAUUGAGUUUUUCUGUUUAAAGAAGGUUUUGUGAUGAACUGUACACAUAAUAUAUGUAUAUUAUUUACACACAGAUUUAUUUAUAUAUUUAUUUAUAUACUUUUAACAUUGAAUUUGAAGAGAAAAGGAGUGUUUUAUGCCAAUAAAAUACACACAACAGAUGGACCCUCAUAUCGACGAUGCCCCCCGAUUUCCACCUUGCUUACCGUGGCUGUGUUUUACGUCACAUUGUGCGGCUGUGCAUUCAUUGUCUCCCCUAUUUUUCUCUCCUGUGCAGAGGCUCAAAUGCCGUUUGACUGGAAGGCCACUUAAGAGAAGCAGUGCAGUUUAACUUAAUGUGUCAUUCAGGCUGCCGUGAUCGGGAAAGCACCGCCUCUAAAUGUUUUUACAUGUGCACAUGCAACUAACCUUUACAUGUCUAACAUGCUUAGCUGCUCUGUCCGAAUUGAAGCAUGUUUACACUUGACUGUGAUGUAUUUCAGUGAGCACUUUGGAGUUCGCUGAAGGUCACCCCCAUCACGCGAUUUCAUCCUAGUUUAUCUGUUGUCAAAUGCCUGAAUAAUUUCUCCUCCCGCCCUCUUCACUUAAACUACAGCGAGAGCACUUUUCUAAGCGAUGGGUAUAAAGUUUUUAACAGCACCGGAACCGUUAAUAACCGAGCGAUACAGAUGAAUAGUGUAUCAACACACUUAUUGUGCAUCCGUGGCUACUGUGUUCGCUGUCUGAAGAAGCUAUGAUGUGUUCUGGCUGAGAACGUGUUUAGUUUAGCAACGGUUGGCAUGUGCAAUUAAUUACUGCAGUUUGUUUGAUACUUUUGCUAUUUUCUUUUUUUUUAAUAAACAUAUUCGCAAUAAAUGGAAUCACUACAAUAGA